AUGCCGUUGGCAUGGAAACAGCUGAUUCUGCUGUCAUUCAUCAGCUGCCUCAGAGGUGAGCGGCUCCUGCGAGGCCCCGUGUUCGUCCGAGAGCCCAGCAGCAGCAUCAUGGUCCCGGUCGGCUCGGAGGACAGGAGGGUCACUCUGAAUUGCGAAGCAAAAGGCAACCCUUCACCUCACUACAGAUGGCAGCUGAACGGGAGCGACCUGGACCCCAGCGCGGAGCCCCGGUACCGGCUGAGCCGGGGGAGCCUGGUGCUCCUGAGCCCCCGCCGGGAGCGGGACGCGGGCGCCUACCAGUGCUUCGCGACCAACGCGCUCGGGACCAUCGUCAGCGGAGAAGCCCGGCUCCAGUUUGCCUAUCUGGAAAACUUCAAAACCAAGACGAGGAGCACGGUGUCCGUGCGCGAAGGCCAGGGAGUCGUCCUGCUCUGCGGCCCCCCGCCCCACGCCGGAGAACUGUCUUAUGCGUGGAUCUUCAAUGAAUAUCCCUCCUUUGUGGAAGAAGACAGCCGGAGGUUUAUCUCUCAGGAGACAGGCCACCUGUACAUAGCCAAGGUGGAGCCGUCCGACGUGGGGAACUACACGUGCGUGGUGACCAGCCCGGUGACGGCCAGCAGGGUGCUGGGCUCCCCGACACCCCUGGUGCUGCGGGCCGACGGUGUGAUGGGGGAAUAUGAACCGAAGAUAGAAGUUCAGUUUCCAGAGACUCUCCCGGCCGCCAAAGGCUCCACCGUGAACCUGGAAUGCUUUGCCCUCGGAAACCCCGUCCCCCAGAUCACGUGGAGGAGAGGUGAUGGGCUGCCGUUCUCCAGCAAAAUUAGGUCGCGGAAGUUCGGCGGGGUGCUCCAGAUCCCCAACUUCCAGCAGGAGGAUUCGGGCUCCUAUGAGUGCGUCGCGGAGAACUCCCGGGGCAGGAACGUGGCCAGAGGGCGCCUCACGUACUACGCGAAACCCCACUGGGUCCAGCUCAUCAGAGACGUGGAGACGGCCGUGGGGACCAGCCUUCGCUGGGAGUGCAGGGCGAGCGGGAAGCCCAAGCCCUCCUACCGCUGGCUGAAGAACGGGGAGGCCCUGGAGCUGCAGGAGCGGAUCCAGCUGGAAGACGGGGCACUGACCAUGUGGAACCUGAGCGUGGCGGACUCGGGCAUGUUCCAGUGCAUCGCGGAGAACAAGCACGGGCUGGCCCACUGCAGCGCCGAGCUCAGGGUCGUGGCUUCCGCCCCAGAUUUCUCCAGGACCCCGAUGAAGAAGCUGGUCCGGGCGCAGGUGGGCAGUGAGGUCGGCCUGGACUGCCGGCCCCAAGCCUCGCCCAGGGCCGCGUCCUCCUGGAAGCGAGGUGCCCAGACCGUGCGGGGCGACAGCAGAAUUUCCUUUCGGAAGGACGGGGGGCUCAGCAUAGCCAACGUGACGAAAGCAGACGCCGGCGUGUACACCUGCCUCGCGGAAAACCAGUUCGGGAGUGCCAGCGACUCCACACACCUGGUCGUCACAGAGCCCACGAGGAUGACGGUGGCGCCGUCCAACAUGGACGUGUCGGUGGGCGAGAGCGUCCUCCUGCCCUGCCAGGUGCGGCACGACCCCCUGCUGGACAUGGCGUUCACCUGGUACUUCAACGGGGCGCCCGCGGACUUCAGGAGGGACGGGUCUGGCCUGGAGAAGGUCGGCGGGAGCUCGUCGGGCGACCUGAUGAUCAGAAACAUCCAGCUGAAGCACAGCGGGAGGUACGUGUGUGUGGUGCAGAGCGGGGUGGACAGCGUCUCCUCGGCCGCCGACCUCGUGGUGAGAGGCUCCCCUGGACCCCCCACGCACGUGCAGGUGGAUGAAAUCACAGACACAACGGCCCAGCUGUCCUGGAAGGAAGGUGCAGACAACCACAGCCCGGUCACAUCCUACUCCGUCCAGGCCCGGACACCCUUCUCCGUGGGCUGGCAGACGGCCACCACAGUGCCUGAGGUCAUUGACGGGAAAACACACACAGCCACUGUAGUCGAGUUAAACCCAUGGGUGGAUUACGAAUUUCGGGUUGUAGCCAGCAACAGAAUCGGAGGUGGAGAACCCAGUUUGCCCUCAGAAAAAGUAAGGACUGGAGAGGCAGCUCCAGAGGUGCCUCCAUCCGAGGUCAGCGGAGGGGGCGGAAGCCACUCCGAACUGGUGAUAACCUGGGACCCGGUGCCCGAGGAGCUGCAGAACGGGGAAGGGUUCGGGUACGUCGUCGCCUUCCGCCCCCUGGGAGUCACCAACUGGAUCCAGACGGUGGUCACGUCCCCCGACGCCCCGAGAUACGUGUUCAGGAGCGAGAGCAUCCUGCCGUUUUCGCCCUACGAAGUCAAAGUGGGCGUUUACAAUAACCAGGGCGAGGGGCCCUUCAGCCCGGUGACGACCGUGUUCUCCGCGGAAGAAGAGCCUGCGGGAGCCCCGGCUCACGUCUCUGCCGAAAGCCUGUCGUCCUCGGAAAUCGAAGUCUCCUGGGGCGCUGUCCCCUGGAGGCUGAGUGACGGACAUCUGCUGGGCUACGAGGUGCGGUUCUGGAGCAGUGGGGAGGAGAGCUCGCCACGCAGGGUGACGGUGGCGGCAGGAGAGACGUCGGUGCGGCUCCGUGGCCUGGGGAGCCAGCUGGUGUACCACGCGGCCGUGCGGGCCUACAACAGCGCAGGUGCAGGGCCCUUCAGUGCCACCGUGAAUGCCACCACCAAGAAGAUGCCCCCCAGGCAGCCACCGGGGAACGUGGUCUGGAACGCCACGGGCACGCGGGUGCUCCUGAGCUGGGAGCAGGUCCGAGCCCUGGAGAACGAGUCCGAGGUCACCGGGUACAAGGUCUUCUACAGGACGAGCGGCCGGGAUGACCUGCGGGUGCUGAGCACAAACCAGACGUCCGCCGAGCUGCCGCGGCCCCUGGGGGCGGGGUGCGUGGUCCACGUGAGAGCCACGACCGCCGGCGGGGACGGGGCCAGCAGCGAGCCCGUCCGGAUCCCCGGCGUCACCAACUCCAAUGCUCGCGGCUCCACCACCGCCGUCUCGAGCGGCCUCCCGACGUCACGCUGCCUCCCGACCCUCCUGCUGCUGCUGCACGCCCUGCGAGAAACGAAGGCCGUGCUGGGGCUCACGCCAGCAGGGUCCCUGCAGCGGUGUCGGAGGGGAUCCCGCUGCAGCACAGUGUUUGUCUCCAAAGCGCCACCACGGAAGGACGCGGUGGAGGACGGUCCCACGGACGACGUGACCUAA
Molecule: messenger RNA, 3225 nt
Organism: Molossus molossus (Pallas's mastiff bat)
Lineage: Eukaryota; Metazoa; Chordata; Mammalia; Chiroptera; Molossidae
Product: contactin-3-like
Exons: 24
Coding region: 1-3225 (1074 amino acids)
Biological process (GO): cell-cell adhesion
Molecular function (GO): protein binding
Source: RefSeq, a predicted model, not a curated record